AAGUUGCUCUCCUUUUCUGCGGAGGCCGUUGGCCGCCGAAGCCUGUUGGGAGCUUUGCUGGCCAAGCCGAGCCAGGGAGACGCGGAGCGCCUCAAGCGAGCCCCCGGCACCUAUUGUGUUCAACGGGCGCGGCGGGAGUUGACCCUUCGCGGUCUAACGGGAGUUCGCGGCCCGCCGCCUCCGCUCGCCCGGCCGCCAUAGGCGCCCUCGCUGCGGCUGCAGAAGGAACCCUCGGCUGGAGAGCAGCGGCUCCAUGGGUCGGCUGGGCCGGGUGGCGCUAACUUGCGCCCUGGCGGUUCUGUUCCUCCGGCCGUUGGCGCUCGCCCAGGAGGAACCGUCGUGCGGCUCCGCUUUUGAUCUCUACUUUGUGCUGGACAAAUCAGGAAGUGUAACAUCACACUGGUCAGAAAUCGUUGAAUUUGUGAAGCAGCUGACAGAAAGAUUUGUGAGCCCCCGGAUGAGAAUAUCCUUCAUAGUGUUUUCCAUGCAGGCAACUGUAAUUCUGCCAAUAACGCAAGAUAGGCGAGAAAUUGAGAGAGGCAUUGAAGAAUUACUAAAAGUUAAGCCAGGAGGUGAAACAUACAUGCAUGAAGGAUUAAGAGAAGCAAAUAAUCAGAUUGAAAAAGCACAAGGGUCCAGUAGUGUAAUCAUUGCCUUGACAGAUGGAAAGUUGGAAGGCUUGAUUCCACUGUAUGCAGAAAAAGAGGCACAAAAUGCCAGGUCCAUGGGAGCCAGAGUUUACUGCGUCGGAGUCCUCAAUUUUAAUCAAGAGCAGCUUGAAAGCAUUGCUGAUUCAAAAGAUCAAGUCUUCCCAGUAAGGGAAGGAUUUCAAGCUCUUCGAGGGAUAAUUAAUUCUAUACUGAAGCAAUCAUGCACAGAAAUUUUAAAUCUGGAACCCUCAAGCGUUUGUGUAGGAGAGGAGUUUCAAGUUGUUCUAAGUGGAACAGGAUUCACAUUGGGAAGGACACAAGACAGUGUUGUCUGCACUUACAUGUUAAAUGGAACAACCAUUAUUGAAAAACCUGAAAAAGUAGAAUCUAAUUUCAUGCUCUGUCCGGCACCCAUUCUCCAUGAAGUUGGACAAACGAUGGAUGUUUUUGUCAGUUUGAACCAAGGGCAAUCACUCAUCUCCAGCUCUUUAACCAUUACUGCAACAGAAUGUACAAAUGGCAUUGUGGCACUUAUAAUUAUCCUCAUUUUGUUACUCUUGCUGGGAAUUGCUGCCCUAUGGUGGUUUUGGCCCCUGUGUUGCAAAGUGGUUAUUAAGGACCCUCCUCCACCCCCGCCUCCAGCUCCCAUAGAGGAGGAAGAAGAUCCUUUGCCUUCAAAAAAAUGGCCAACAGUGGAUGCUUCCUACUAUGGUGGACGAGGAGUUGGUGGAAUCAAAAGAAUGGAGGUUCGUUGGGGUGACAAAGGAUCAACUGAAGAAGGAGCCCGACUAGAGAAAGCGAAGAAUGCAGUGGUGAAACUCCCUGAUGAACUAGAUGAGCCGGUUCUACCUAGACCGCUGAAACCAAAGCCUACCUCAUUGCCCUCCCAGGAAAAAUGGUACACACCUAUCAAGGGUCGACUCGAUGCCCUGUGGGCUUUGUUGAGGCGGCAGUACGACAGAGUGUCUUUGAUGCGACCGCAGCAAGGAGAUGAGGGCCGGUGCAUAAACUUUUCCCGAGUCCAGUCUCCGUAAAGGAAAGCAAAAGAAGGAAAAGCCAUCACAUGUUUUAUUAUAACCAAAUGAAGACAGUGAAGCACUUAGAGAGAAAUCCUCGGAAUGACUCCUAUCUUCUAGCUUGGAAGUUUGCUCUUUGGUUCUGCAAAAGUCAUCCACUGCCACGUUAAGCUCUUCCACCUGCCAUUUUCUUUUCAGCUUAUUACUUCAUACAAUAUUACUUACAGUAUUAUUCACUUUGCAAGUGGCCACAUGAAGAACCUUGGCGUUUUACAGCAAAUCCAGCACAGGAAAUCACGAACAAGUUACUGAUGAUGUUGGCUUUUGCAAUUUUAGCACUCGAGCCUUGAUAUGCCUCUUCCCUGGAGUGGUCUUGUUUCAUGGGCACAAAGAUGGAACUUAUUAUUUAAAUAUGAAUGUAUUUACCGCAGGGAGCAGAGUGAAAUUCCUGCUGGGCUGAAAAAAUGGAAGGAGUUCAUUGCCUUACAGUGGUGUCAUCUCAUGGAAAUCUUUGAGUCUCGGUCCGCUUUCCCCCGUGCUCCCACCCCAUUGGAUUGUGCCUUACGGGGAAACUUCUGACUAAAAAUCUUGUCACUUUGAUGCUGCGCAGUACACAUGUACGACAAAAUGUAGUUACGGUGCCUGGAGGUAUUGGUGGCAAGCAAAACUUUGCCCUCUAGUUCCUGAAGACACCUUUCUUACAUGAUGCACCCAAGACAGGAAGAAAAAUUAAUAGAGCGUUAUUCUCCAGAAAGACCGCCUGUAACCAAGAUGUUGAGUGGAGAUUGAGGGAGCUGAGGCAUCAAGGGCUGUGCACUAUGCCUAAUUGUUUUUCUUCCCCUUUUCUGCACUUGGAGCUCAGUAGCGCAUAAAAACAUUGUCCUUUGUAAACAUACGUAGUAAUUCUGGGCUUAUGCAUUAUUAUAAUAGGGUGGAAAAAACAGUCACCACAAAGCUGACAUCUCAGGGUCUUCCCUCUCUCUCUCUCUCUCUCUCUCUCCCCCCCUCCACCUUACCAUCACCAAAUCUCCAAGGGCUCUUCAACGUCACAAACCAGCAACUCUCUUUGCAUGAGAAUUUCAAAGUUUAAUUAAUAUAAUUAAAGGCAACAGCAAGCAGCA
Candoia aspera is the source of this 2787-nucleotide messenger RNA. It is a transcript of the gene ANTXR2, whose product is annotated as ANTXR cell adhesion molecule 2. The transcript has 17 exons. Gene Ontology annotation, cellular component: cell surface; plasma membrane. Lineage: Eukaryota; Metazoa; Chordata; Lepidosauria; Squamata; Candoiidae. The record is from RefSeq and is a predicted model, not a curated record. Gene Ontology annotation, molecular function: transmembrane signaling receptor activity. The coding region runs from base 254 to 1684 and encodes 476 amino acids.